AUGUAAUAUCCAGAAUUUAAAUAAUAUUCAGGAAUUUCUUAUAUCUAUUUAAAUUUGAUAAAUAAUAUAAAUUUUUACACAUAGAGAAUUUAAAAUUAAAGAAUUAGAUAUUAUUAAAAAGAGCAAGAGAAAAGUGCAGGUUAACAAAUCUGCCUUAUGAAAUUUCAAGAAUAUAAUUUAUUCUCUAGGAUAAAUUUGGAGAAUUGA
Molecule: messenger RNA, 207 nt
Organism: Paramecium primaurelia
Lineage: Eukaryota; Ciliophora; Oligohymenophorea; Peniculida; Parameciidae
Source: the annotation of a GenBank genome assembly